AUGGCGACUUGCCACCAUGGUCACAGCCGCCCUGCCGUGGCGCGCCAGGCCUUCCGCUGCCUCCUUCUCCUCGGCGCAAGCCUUGCCUGUCGCUCUCUCCCAAGCGCACUGGCAGUGCGGCUACAUGAGGCAGAUGCCGAGAGCCUAGAGGUGCUGGCCUACCUGUGGGGCAAUUUUGCUGGCAGUGACACGUGGUCGUGGCGCCACGUGGACUGCAGGGCAAUGGAUGGCAUCAAGUGCGACGAUGACGGAUACGUCAUUGCCAUAAUCUUGUCCUACAAGAAUAUUGGAAAUUCUAUACCCGAGGAAAUAAGCCAAUUUCAACACCUCAGAUUCCUGUGA
This is a messenger RNA of Closterium sp. NIES-65, 342 nucleotides long. Lineage: Eukaryota; Viridiplantae; Streptophyta; Zygnematophyceae; Desmidiales; Closteriaceae. The record is from the annotation of a GenBank genome assembly.